Anoplopoma fimbria (sablefish) is the source of this 2808-nucleotide messenger RNA. It is a transcript of the gene alg10, whose product is annotated as ALG10 alpha-1,2-mannosyltransferase. Lineage: Eukaryota; Metazoa; Chordata; Actinopteri; Perciformes; Anoplopomatidae. Gene Ontology annotation, molecular function: dolichyl pyrophosphate Glc2Man9GlcNAc2 alpha-1,2-glucosyltransferase activity. Gene Ontology annotation, cellular component: endoplasmic reticulum. The record is from RefSeq and is a predicted model, not a curated record. Gene Ontology annotation, biological process: protein N-linked glycosylation; dolichol-linked oligosaccharide biosynthetic process. The transcript is spliced from 3 exons. The coding region runs from base 174 to 1598 and encodes 474 amino acids.
AAUAAAACUCUUCCGUUUAUCAAUACUGGAAGGGCUCAAACCAGUUUCCCCUCGGAAUUGAGAUUGUGCAGGGUUUUUUUUAAACGAGAGAAAUACUGAUAUGAGGGAUACUCGACGUUAUUACAGCUGUCUUUGAACUGCAUUCACUUUUACAUCGGAUUUCGUCAUCAAACAUGGAGAAAUUUGAAGGCUACAUCUUCACUGCGCUCUGCAGCACCAACUUUUUGAUCUCCUGCCUGCUGUUCUCCAGAGUCACCCGGGAGCAAAGGGAGCCGUACAUGGACGAGGUUUUUCAUGUCCCACAAGCUCAGAAGUACUGCCAUGGGAAAUUCAACGAGUGGGACCCAAUGAUCACCACUCUCCCAGGCCUUUACCUUGUCUCGGUCGGAUUCAUCAAGCCCGUGGUGUGGCUCGCUAACCUGACGGGCCAGGUGGUGUGUUCCACGGCCAUGCUGCGCUUCAUCAACCUGCUCUUCAACUGCGGCAACCUUUACGUGCUCUAUCUGCUCGUCUGCAAACUGCACCUCAGGGAGAAGACACGAACAACAUCACGCAGAGUCCUCUCAGCGCUGUCUCUGUCCACCUUCCCCGUGCUCUACUUCUUCAACUUCCUCUACUACACCGACGCCGGGUCUACUUUCUUCACCCUCUUCACCUAUCUCAUGACGCUCUACGGCUGCCACAAGGCCUCGGCGCUCCUCGGCGUCUGCUCCGUGCUCUUCCGUCAGACCAACAUCAUCUGGGUGGCCUUCUGCGCGGGCACUCUGGUGGCCGCCAAAAUGGAUGAGGCCUGGAGGGUGGAGCACUCGAAAAAGAGGGACGAGAAGGCCCCUACGUCCCAGAUCCCUCUGUCCUUCAGUGGAGCUAAGAAAGCGACGCUGUUCACGCUGGAGUUCCUCACCUCCCCCAGCCACCUGAAGGCCGUUCUGCUGGUAGCCUGGCCUUACGCGGUGGUCGGCGUGGGCUUCCUGGUAUUCGUACUGCUGAAUGAUGGGAUAGUGGUGGGUGACAGGACAAGUCAUGAAGCCUGCCUCAACUUCCCCCAACUCUUCUAUUUCCUGUCCUUCGCCCUCUUCUUCUCCCUCCCCGUCUCACUUUGUUACCACCGCGCUCUUCGCUUCCUCCAGGCUCUGAAGAAGCAGCCUCUGUUCUUCAUCUUCGUCACAUGCGUCUGCUUGCUCCUGGUGUGGAAGUUCACCUCCGUCCACAAGUACCUCCUGGCAGAUAACCGCCAUUUCCCCUUCUACGUGUGGAAAAGGCUUUUCCAGAGGCACGAGCUGGUGCGCUUCAUCCUCGUCCCCGCGUACGUGUUCGCAGGGUGGAACUUCCUGGACGCCUUCAAGUCGCGCUCGCUCUUCUGGACCCUGGCGUUCCUGGUGUGCCUCCUGGCCGCGACGGUACCGCAGAAGCUGCUGGAGUUCAGGUACUUCAUCGUUCCCUACCUGAUGUACCGCCUGCACAUGCCCCUCCCCUCCCUUGCAAGACUCGUUGUGGAGUUCCUCCUGUACACGGCGGUCAACGCUGCCACACUUUACAUCUUCAUCAGUAAGACCUUCCACUGGCCGGACAGCACAGCCACACAGAGGUUCAUGUGGUGAGCAGAAAGAGACACGCGUCUGAUGCCAGGAGUUCCCGCACUCGAUACAGGAUGUCAGUAUCAAAAGAUUUUCCAGAGAGCCACAGAACAUGUGAAGUCUCAGAAAUCAAGAGAAAAGCUUCUGUUACAUUUCAAUAACAGACAAAAAUGGCUUAUACUUUCACCAUUUUUGUACAGUGUAACCAAAUAAUGUUUGGGAUCGUGUAUUGGGAUCGCCACAGCUUACACUGAGAAUCUAUAUUGCUAGUUUUAACGUGACAGGUGACAGAGAAAAUCAAAAAACAUUUAAUUAUGUGGUUUAAAGGUUUGAGUUUUGCUGGGAUUUACUUUCAAAAGCCACAAAACCCCGAAGCAACGCUGCAAAUUUACUGUGAUUCUGUUCAAAGUUACAUGAAAAUGACGGAGAGUAUUGAAAGAGAAUACAUUUUGUAAAAAGGAAAGUUUUUUUGGCUCUGAUGAUACAGUGGCGGUAUCAGUGUUGCAAAUCUGGUCUGAAUUAUAAUGAUCUGUUUCAAUGAGAGUUUACGGUUUAUAAAAGUUGUUUCUACUACAACUACAAUUUUGGGCUGAAAUGUUGAUCUCUCUCCAGGGGGGAAAAAAUAAUCAUGUCAUUUCAACAUUUCUGCAGGUUUCUGGGAAUUGUCAAGGCCGAGUGUUGUUUAUGAUGGCUGUAACUGUUUUGUACCAUAAAUGUAAAUACCAUAUGCAGUUCUAUGAAUGGAUCUUUGCUGAAAUAACUGUUGACACGAGCUGUAAAUAUAAUUCAAGAGACCAAAAAUGACAGCCAUAUUGUAAAGUUCAGAAUUUCUAUUGUAUGGGAUGUUUUUGUAAUGAUUGAGAUCCUUGUUUUUUUCCAGUUGAGAACACUGACAUGUUUGACCAACAUACUUGUUUAUAAUUAUGGAGAAGAUAUAAAUGUGUUUUCAAAUUUUUAUCCGAUUUAUACUUUGACCAAGCCAUAACAAGAUCCACUGGAAGUGAUUCAGAAUAAAGAUGUUUUGUGUUUGUCAUUUAGUUGAUUUAUUAGUUAACUGUCUGUAUCCCUUUUCUAUAGUUUUUUUUAUUGUGCCUGCUUUGUGUUUAUGUGUACGUGUGUGUUUAUUUCACCAACAUUUUUCUAUGUAGAUGCAUACGAUUUACUCGUGAAGUUGAUCUGUCCAUUCUGCUGUAUGCUGUUCCCCUGUUCAUACAAUUGUGUGUAAACCUUUGAU